Pogona vitticeps (central bearded dragon) is the source of this 996-nucleotide messenger RNA. Its product is annotated as beta-1,3-galactosyltransferase 5-like. Lineage: Eukaryota; Metazoa; Chordata; Lepidosauria; Squamata; Agamidae. Gene Ontology annotation, molecular function: N-acetyl-beta-D-glucosaminide beta-(1,3)-galactosyltransferase activity. The record is from RefSeq and is a predicted model, not a curated record. Gene Ontology annotation, biological process: protein O-linked glycosylation. Gene Ontology annotation, cellular component: Golgi membrane; endoplasmic reticulum.
AUGCCCUUGAUCCAUUCGAGUCAGGCUUCAGGUCGCAGCAUGAUGAGACCCCCAAAAAAGAUCUUUUUUUGUAUUGUUGUGUUGGUCUUUGGUGGUUCCGCAUUAACAAUCCUGUUGAUUUCUAGUGAUGUCUACCCAUUUUGCCAAAAAGACCUCUUCAUUUUAAAGAGAAACAGUGGGGACUUUUUGAAACUGCCAGAGGCAGAUUGCAGUAUGAACACACCAUUCCUAGUAAUACUUGUAACAUCUCGACUUGGCGAAACUGAAGCCCGGAUGGCUAUCCGCCAGUCAUGGGGCAAAGAAAGAGUAAUUGCUGAGAAACGAAUUGUGACAUAUUUUCUCUUAGGAAACAAUUUCCGAUCCUACGAACAGAUUGCUGUUGCUACAGAAAACACACUUUACAAGGAUAUCAUUCAGAAGGAUUUCCUAGAUACAUAUUAUAAUUUAACUUUGAAGACUUUGAUGGGCCUUGAGUGGAUUCAUAAAUUCUGUCCGCAGUCUACGUUUGUGAUGAAAACUGAUUCUGAUAUGUUUGUGAAUACGUAUUACCUGACUGAACUUCUUCUGAAAAGAAACAGGACCUCUAGAUUCUUUACAGGUUUAUUAAGAAUGCAUGACCAUCCAGUAAGGGAUCCAAGCAGUAAGUGGUAUGUGAAUGAAGAGGAAUAUCCAGGAAACUAUUACCCUCCAUUUGCUUCAGGGACUGGUUAUGUUCUCUCCACCGAUGUUGCAAGUCAAAUAUAUGUAAUUUCAAAAAAGGUCCCCUUCUUUAAGCUGGAGGAUGUUUUCAUAGGUCUCUGCCUUUCUGAACUGAAAAUUCAACCAGGCAAACUUCAUUCAAAGCCAACCUUUUUUUCAGGCCACAUUCCAUAUUCUCCUUGCCGUUACAAGAAGAUCAUCACAAGUCAUUAUACAGCUCCCAGUCAUAUUAUGUUGUACUGGGAUGGGCUGGAGAAGUCCAUUGCUGAAGAAUGCCCAGAAAGUCAAGAAAAUUAA